Messenger RNA from Wyeomyia smithii (pitcher-plant mosquito), 690 nucleotides. RefSeq names its product protein transport protein Sec61 subunit gamma. Bases 169 to 375 code for a protein of 68 amino acids. The record is from RefSeq and is a predicted model, not a curated record. Gene Ontology annotation, biological process: post-translational protein targeting to membrane, translocation; protein targeting. Lineage: Eukaryota; Metazoa; Arthropoda; Insecta; Diptera; Culicidae. The transcript has 2 exons. Gene Ontology annotation, cellular component: membrane; Ssh1 translocon complex. Gene Ontology annotation, molecular function: transmembrane protein transporter activity.
UUCCACUUGGUUCAGGAGCAGAGACAGAGAAAUUGUACCCAGCAGCGAUUUAUUUCACUUUUUACUUGGAAGCCAUAGUCAGUGCAUCGUAGUUUUGAGAGAAGUCGUAAUUUACACGACAAUUUCUGUGUUUUGUGAAGUAUUUCUGUGCUCAACAACUAACAAGGAAUGGAUCAAAUCGCCAAAAUCUACGAACCCGGCCGUUCGUUCGCGAAGGACUCGAUCAGGCUGAUCAAGCGCUGCACCAAGCCAGAUCGUCGCGAGUUCCAGAAAAUCGCUAUCGCAACCGCAAUCGGCUUCUGCAUUAUGGGAUUUAUCGGUUUCUUCGUGAAAUUGAUACACAUUCCGAUCAACAACAUUAUCGUUGGCUCGUAAGGAGGAGGAACCCGCCGUUUCGCGUGUGUAAGCAAGCAUUAGGUCACCACCAUUCAAUAAACAGCGAGAUGUGUAGUGGGAAGCAGCAGUCGUUAGGAGAUGCAAACCUGGGAGUGGAGGACCGUCUAAUAUGGGGACAUCCAGAGACACACACAAUAUAUGUUAAAUCAACUACUGUCGUACAUUUAAGGAUUACAACUCUUUAGCGUUUAAAUACACAUGGUAAUGUUUUGUGGAUGCAAUUAGCUGAAGCAAGUGAAGAUCAUUUAGGUGAACAAUUUGAAGAAUAAUAUUUAUUGUUUCAUUAUACACAAA